Colletotrichum higginsianum IMI 349063 is the source of this 2961-nucleotide messenger RNA. RefSeq lists its product as uncharacterized. Gene Ontology annotation, biological process: regulation of transcription by RNA polymerase II. The coding region runs from base 1 to 2961 and encodes 986 amino acids. The transcript has 2 exons. Gene Ontology annotation, molecular function: transcription coregulator activity. The record is from RefSeq and is a predicted model, not a curated record. Lineage: Eukaryota; Fungi; Ascomycota; Sordariomycetes; Glomerellales; Glomerellaceae. Gene Ontology annotation, cellular component: SAGA complex.
AUGGCGCCGGUCGUGACAGCGGUCCAUCCGCCUUCUGUCGCGUCCAAAGUCAAGCGUCCCGUGCCCCCCGGCAUCCAGACCAAUGGAGCAAGCUCUGCCCGAUCAUCGCCAUCACCAUCGAUGUCGACCAAGAAGCCUCCGAAUGCUGCGACGGCGAACGGCGUGAACCCUCAAUCGGCGCGACCCACAAAUCGCACCCGUCGCGAGCCUUCGACCCAGGCCGGUCGCAUCUCUAGAAACAGCGUAGGAUUGCGGUCAGCGUCGCUCGCGGCUGAUAUGACUUCCGUCCAGUUUGUAGAGCCGCCGCCGUACAUCGUGACGGACGAAUACAUCCUGAAAAAGUACUCGGGCAACCCUCCGUCUCUGGUAGUUCACAUGCACCCGACCCAUUUUCGGUUCGACCAGCAGGAUGGCAUCUUUCCGUACAAGUCUCCUAUGCGGCUCUUUCUGGAGCACCUGCGCAUGCGGACUGUCCCUCACGACCUCCUCGAAUACUUCUCCCAGGCCGGCGUGCCUUUCUACGAGGGCUGCCUGAUCGUCCAGGUGCACGACCACAAGUCGGUGGCACAGGCCAAGGACAUCCAGCGACCGACGUCGGCAUCGAACAAAGUGGUACCCUCGUCCAUCCAUAACCACAACCCAUAUAUCGUGCCUUCGCCGUAUGUGCCUUAUCCCAAAGAGUCGACAGGGUCUCACCCAGAUGGUCCGGCCGCAAACCAAGAGGACUCGAAGCCGAAGACGGCGGAGGAGAAAGACAAAGCAAGCAUGCCAGCCCCGAGCUUGCCAGGCGAGGGGCAGAAGAACAGAGGCCCCCAAAAGUCAAAGACCUUUACAGUGGUUCUGCACCCUACGCCCGAAAGCCUGCAGGCGGAUCUGCAGAUUAAGGCUGCGACUCCCCACGGCGUAGUCGACGCGCGUGGCAACGCUGAUGGCAUGGUACCUCCUUCCACCCCGAUAUCGAUGGUCCCGCCUACUCCUACCGCAGGCAGCAUGCCCCCUCCCGCCAAGAAGCUGAAGCGCGAGCGCAUGGAGCUCGAUGGAAGCAACAUUCACAUUGCAGAGUCGCAGAUCCUCCUUGCCACCAACGCUCAACUGUUUUUAGAGCCGACGAGGGACGCGGAAGAGACAAUGACCCUUCUCGACCUUCUCGCCCAUCCCAAGCACUCGGACUCGCCUCCUCAGCCCAAGACGAGGAAGAGAACGGUGGCGGAGAUGGCUGCCGACGAGGCCGCUGCGGCCGACCAAGAAAGAUACAUGCUUACCUUGGACGAGCGUCUUUCCUCUGCCGCCAACGGCGCGCAAGGCGGAGCCAGCGGAGCCGACAAGGAGGGCCCAGCUGUGGUUUCCACCUUUGAGCCAAGGUUCGAGCGUUUUAAGGUGAUCGCUGAUAUUAAGAGGGAGCACGACGAGAGAAAAGAACAGGAAAAGGUCAAGGCGGCCGAGGCCGAGCGCAAACUCGCGCAGGAGAAGCAGAAGCAGUUGCAAGAACAACAAGCUGUUAUCGCGGCUCAACGGCAAGCAGAAGCGGAGAAGAUGCGGCGCGAGCAUCAAAUGGCACAAGAAAUCAAGGCUCGCCAGGAGCAGCAACAGCAGAGGGAGCAACAGAGACGGGUUAUGGCCGCACAAGCCGCUGCAAGCCAGGCUGCCCAGACCAGCCAGAACGCGGCGGCAAACAUGGCACAGCAACAACAGGCGAACGGUGCUAUGCCCAAUGGCACAUCUGGCGUUGUUGCAAGCGGCGUACCAGCCCAGGCGCAGUCUCGCUUGGCUCAAGUAUCUCAGCCCACGGUGUCGUCGCCCAUUGUUCGCCAAGGGACGCCUCACAGCAUGUCUUCCCCCAUGCCUGGCGCUGUGCCCAUGCAGCAGUCCAACUCCCAAAUGGCCAACAGCCCUCCACGCCCCCCGUCCGCAGUUCCUGGCCACCCAGCCAACGUCGGCGGCGUUCCUAUGUCUCACAGCAUGUCAGCCCGCGCAAGCCAACAGAGCCACCAGGCAGGCACGCCCCGCAUGCAUCAUGGAACACCUACUAUGCAGGGAACACCGGGCUCCCGUCCGGCCGUGGCGGUUACUCCUCGCAUGAACCAGGCUAGCCCACCGCCCAACAUGAUGGCAUCGAACUCUCAGAUGGGUCAGCACAUGAUGAUGGGCACCCCGGGAUCCAUGCCUCAGGCCGUGCAUAAUCCCAAUCUGAUCGCAGCGCAGGUCGCCCAACAACAACGAGCCAUUCAGCAGCAGCAGAUGGCGGCGGCUAUGCAAAACGGCAUGGGCAACAUGAUGAACGGCAACAUGAACGCGCAACAGAUGACACCGCAGCAGCAGCAGCAGUACAUGCAGCAGCAGAUGCAGCAUAGAAUGAUGAUGCAGCAGCAACAGCAACAACAGCAACAACAACAGCAGCAGCAGCAGCAGCAGCGCGGUAACAUGGGCAACAUGGGCAACAUGAUGAACCAGCAACUGGCGCAGCGGUACGCCCAGCAACUCAGCCAAAUGGGCGCCAACCAGAUGAAUGGCGGGCAGAUGACACCGCAAAUGCAAGCUCAGCUCCAGGCGCAGAUCCAGGCGCAGAUGGGCAACCCGAUGCAGCGUCAGAUGGGCGCAGGUCAGAACAUGAUGAACGGCCAAAACAUGAACAUGCAGGCCAUGAUGCAGAUGCAGCAGCAGCAGGCGAUGAACAAUAACAGUGCUCUCGCCAACCAGGUUAAGAUCCAGGGACAGGCGAUAUACAACAAACAGAUCUCUGUUCUGGCUGCCAAGUGGGGUGGCGCGGUUGAGAACAUUCCGCCCGACCAGAUGGAUUCGUUCAAGAGAAGCUGUAUGAUCGAGGCUAAGACCCAGAUACAGGCCGUUCUUGCACAACGCAGGGCUCAGCAGGUGGUGUUGCAGCAGCAGCACCUCCAACAACACCAGCAACAACAGCAGAUGCAAGGCAUGGGCGGUAUGAUGGGUCCCCACGGGAUGUAG